AUGCGUGGUGUCAAGAGCUUUGCCAUGGUGCUAGCUGCAACAUCUAAGGAGGGCAAAGAGGAAGGUAUAGAGCUAAUACAACCACCGGCAGGAUCCAAACCAGGAGAUCGAGUUUACUUUGAAGGCGAAGAAUUUGAAAGUGCCGCCCCUUUGUCCCAGCUUAAUCCUAAGAAGAAAAUAUUCGAGACCAUACAACCUGGUUUUAUUACCCUCGAAUCUCGAGAGGCUGCUUGGGUAAAUCCUGUGUCGAAGAGUGUCCACAAAAUUCGUACUGCUAGAGGAGUCUGCAUUGCUCCAUCACUUGUUGGCGCAUCUCUAUCUUAA
This is a messenger RNA of Cyclocybe aegerita, 324 nucleotides long. The record is from the annotation of a GenBank genome assembly. NCBI's taxonomy places the organism in Eukaryota, Fungi, Basidiomycota, Agaricomycetes, Agaricales, Hemipholiotaceae.